AUGAUUGAUACCCAUCAGCGUAUUGCCUAUAUCAAGCUUGAUUCCUUUGACGUCGGAAAUUUCCAGACUGACUAUGGUUCUAGAAUAGUUGCUAGUGUUGGUUCUCGUUCAUCUUUAAUCCGUAAUUCUAAAGAAUUUUCCUCCUCAGAGAGAUCUCCUCAAAAAGUAUGGGAGUUCAAGUACAACAACCCAAAUACUUCUUCAUUCAUUCUAUCUCUCUCAAAGAAACGCAUAUUUGGAGGGGAUAUCAUGAUCGGAGAAGCUGAUAUAAAGGUUUCAAAUUACGAAUUAAACAAAGUUGUUAAGCACGAUGUUAGACUGAAAAAUCACAAAAACAAGUACUUAACAAGUAAAGCUACAAUAUUUGUUCACAUUUGUGAAGAUGGAGCCAAUCCAUUCAGUGCAGAAACAGGUAGACUAAUUGAAAGUUCCAGAGUUUAG
Messenger RNA from Trichomonas vaginalis G3, 441 nucleotides. RefSeq lists its product as uncharacterized. Bases 1 to 441 code for a protein of 146 amino acids. NCBI's taxonomy places the organism in Eukaryota, Parabasalia, Trichomonadida, Trichomonadidae. The record is from RefSeq and is a predicted model, not a curated record. The transcript has a single exon.